This is a messenger RNA of Colletotrichum spaethianum, 981 nucleotides long. RefSeq names its product actin-related protein 3. Gene Ontology annotation, cellular component: Arp2/3 protein complex; actin cortical patch. The transcript is spliced from 3 exons. The coding region runs from base 1 to 981 and encodes 326 amino acids. Lineage: Eukaryota; Fungi; Ascomycota; Sordariomycetes; Glomerellales; Glomerellaceae. Gene Ontology annotation, molecular function: actin filament binding. The record is from RefSeq and is a predicted model, not a curated record. Gene Ontology annotation, biological process: Arp2/3 complex-mediated actin nucleation.
AUGGAACGAUUCUGGUCCAACUCCAUCUUCAAGUACCUCCGCGUCGAGCCCGAAGACCACUUCUUCCUCCUCACAGAACCGCCCCUGAACCCUCCCGAGAACCGCGAGAACACGGCCGAGAUCUUCUUCGAGUCCUUCAACUGCGCCGGUUUGUACAUCGCCGUCCAGGCCGUGCUUGCUCUCGCCGCCUCGUGGACCUCGUCCAAGGUUCACGAUCGGUCUCUGACCGGUACGGUCAUUGACUCUGGCGACGGUGUUACCCACGUCAUCCCUGUCGCCGAGGGCUACGUCAUCGGAUCCUCCAUCAAGUCGAUCCCCAUCGCUGGUCGCGAUCUGACCUACUUCGUUCAGUCGCUGCUGCGUGAUAGAGGCGAGCCGGACUCGUCGCUCAAGACGGCCCAGGAAAUCAAGGAGCAGCACUGCUACGUGUGCCCUGAUAUCGUCAAGGAGUUCUCCCGCUACGACCGCGACCCCACCCGCUUUAUCAAGCACCCCGUACUCCAGCCUGGCGGCCGUCAGGUCACCGUCGACGUCGGAUACGAGCGCUUCCUCGCCCCCGAGAUUUUCUUCAACCCCGAGAUCUACAGCUCCGACUUCCUUACGCCCCUCCCCACCGUCGUCGACAACGUCAUCCAGACCUCGCCCAUUGACGUGCGUCGCGGUCUCUACAAGAACAUUGUCCUUUCUGGUGGCAGCACUCUUUACAAGGACUUUGGCCGCCGUUUGCAGAGAGACAUCAAGCAGUUGGUCGAUGCGCGCAUCCGAGCCAGCGAGGUCCGUAGCGGCGGUGCCAAGUCCGGCGGUUUGGAGGUUCAGGUCAUUACGCACAAGAGACAGAGACACGGCCCCUGGUUCGGUGGUAGCUUGUUGGGUCAGACACCCGAGUUCCGAUCCUACUGCCACACCAAGGCUGAGUACGAGGAAUACGGUCCCAGCAUUGUUAGACGGUUUGCGCUGCUGGGCGGCCCUGGCGGUUCAUAG